Rosa rugosa (rugosa rose) is the source of this 1894-nucleotide messenger RNA. Its product is annotated as tobamovirus multiplication protein 1. Lineage: Eukaryota; Viridiplantae; Streptophyta; Magnoliopsida; Rosales; Rosaceae. Bases 279 to 1373 code for a protein of 364 amino acids. The transcript has 13 exons. The record is from RefSeq and is a predicted model, not a curated record.
UAACAGGGUGAGACCGUCAGAGAAAAGAGGGAAGAGUUCUGGUGAUCGAGGAGAUCAACAAACAUAAACACAAAGCUCAUUUUGUUUUUGUCUGAUUCUUUCUCGUCGGACCGUGCUCUUUUAAUGAUCCUUCUCUCUCUCUCUCUAUAUAAAUAAAUACAUCAAAAACUGAUUUUUCCAAUCUCUCCGUCUGUAAGGUUGGAUAGAAAGACACUGAGUGGCAGAGUUAAUAGCUGCAAAAAGUCUCUCUGUUUCUCCGCUGCUUCUGGAUAAAAAAGAUGAUGUUGUUGGAAUCAAUACUGGAAAAAGGUUGUUGCUUUCGUUUGGACUUGCCGUUGUUUAUCCUCAAUAUAGCUCUGGCCGUUUUCAAUGGCGUUCUUGCUGCGAUUGCGUUUUCUCAGCUGGUCAGGAUUCACUUGCGCAAUCAACAAAUUGGAUGGACACGCCAAAAAGUACUCCACCUCAUGAUUGGCUGUUCUAACUUGGGUUACUUCCUAUAUUUUACAUCUACACUGAUUGCCACUUUUGAGCAGUGGUUUUGCUGGUCUAAUGUCUGCGGGUUCAUUCUAAUGGCCUACCCUAAAAUUCUGUUGCUUGCAGCUUUUCUUCUAGUCCUAUCCUUUUGGGUGGACCUUUGCCAUCAGGCAAAUGAUGAAGAGGAUGAUGAUGAUGAUGAUGACAGUAGCAUGCAGCAUGCCUUGUUGGAAAAUUCGAAGAAUAAACACCGUUCAUCAGUCACAAAUGGUCAUAGGAUUUGUUGCUCAUUCCCAAGCAUUCAUGUUGGAAGUCACCAGAAAUUUGUGAUUGCAGUUGUUGGGUUUGUCCUUAUUUUGAUGAUGUCAUUUUCUGUGGUAAUCUGGAUUGGUGCGGGGAAGAAUCCCAUUGAUUCUUCAGCAGCGGCUGAGGUAUAUGAAGACCUUCUCGCCUUUGUAGUUCUUUUUUUAGGAGGAGGAUUAGGUUGCUAUGGCAUUCUGCUACUUCGUAAGUUAAGGAAAGUACGGUCUGAGAAAGCUUCAUCUGAAAUGUGGAAGGUUGGCGGUUUAGCAGUUGCUUCUGUUGUAUGUUUUACAUCAAGUGCAUUAGUAGCUCUUCUUACAGAUAUUCCGCUAUAUGAACCUUGGAGGCUGAAAAAAGCAUAUGGCGGGAAAGCGCUAGUUUUUCUGAUGCUGUACUAUUUUAUAGGCUCUUGGGUACCCUCAGCUUUUGUAUUAUGGUUCAUGAGAGAAUUACCGCCACCAAUCACUAAUCGCCAACGGGAACAAUCAAGAACAAUUACUUUUAUCAGCUAUGCUGGAGUGGGCCGACAGCAUCCUCGUCACUGGGCUACAGUAACAAGUUCAAAUAAUCAGGCAUCGCGAGCAAGUCCCAUUUAAGAACAACUUGUAGAGCUCUCAACAUUAUCUCGUCUUUGAAGAAGAGAUUUUGAGAAUGCUGAUGCAGAAACACAAAUGAUUCUAGACUUACGCACUGCAGACGAAGUUCAAGUGAAGCUGGAGGCUUACCUGUUAUCCUGUACUACCAUUACUACUGCCGAUAUGUGGAUGGUACUGACUUUUGCGUUUGGUUCAUGUACAGAGUUAUAUUGCAGGACUGCUAGAGGCGCAUUCUGCAAUCAAUGCUUCCAUCAUGUUGAACAAUCAUCCUUUGAUUGUUCAGCAAAAGAUAAUCAUCCUCUGAAUCAUAUUAUAUACACUCAGUUUACAUGUAAAUGCCUCUCUUGCGGAUGUUUUGAAUAAUGUAUCCAUGACGAGAGGGUAUAUUAUUGGUACAUAAACCCGGAAGUAAUAAAAGAAUGCAAAUUUUGUUGCAGUGGAUUUUGAUGUAAGCAGAUAAUUCUGUAAUGUAAUGUAUUGUAAUGCUUUAAUCAAUUAUUGACAAGCAGUUCUCUUUUUCA